AAUAAACCGCUCGAACACGGUUCGUGAAACCAUACAAUAGAAACCUAGUCCCUAAAAAUUCAAAAGAAACUGUUUUUUUUUUCAAUCUCUUCUAUACUCAAUCCUACUUGUCCUCGAAGCUGUCAGUAAAUCAAUUUUGGGUUUUGGGUUUUUGCUUCUUGAUUAAUCGGUAGUUGAAUUAACCCCUCAACAAUGUCUGCUCCAUUGACGCCUUCUAAGAGACCACAUGAUAGGAACCCUUCAGAGCUGAAUGGGAAAAGAAAGUUGCAAAAGUCAGACCAAUCUAAAAUUUUAUCCGGUGGUAUUGUUUUCCGUGUACUAUGUCCUGAAGCUAAAUCUGCUAGUGUCAUUGGCAAAGAUGGCACUUUAAUAUCACAAAUUCUUCAAGAAACUGGUGCAAAUGUCAAAAUCGAGGAGGCUAUCCCUGGUUGUGAUGAGAUAGUAAUUGCCAUCAUGGGUUCCGGAUCUUCUGAUAAAGAUACUGAAGUUGGUACGGUGCAAGGAAAGGAGGAUGGCGGUGACGAGGCUGAUGCAUCCAAUCGGAGUGAUGAAGAAAAGGGAAAUGAUGAAAACAACAAUGAUAAGGCUUUAAAAUCUGUAAACGAAAAUUCCCGCGUGCAGGAGGCUUUGUUACUUGUUUUUGAAAGAAUGGCUGAAACAGAGCGAAAUUCGGAUGGAGUUGAUAAAGAAACCGAAACUGUUAAGUCUUUCACAACGGUUUUAAGGUUGCUUGUUCUUUCCAGUCAAGUUGGCUGCCUUUUUGGUAAAGGUGGCAGUGUAAUUAAGCAAAUGUCUGCCGACAGUGGGGCACAAAUUCGAAUUCUUCCCAGAGACAAACUUCCCGCGUGUGCUUCAGCUUCCUAUGAAUUAGUUCAGAUUACUGGGGAGUUUGAUGCAGUUCGGAAAGCUCUUCAAUCUGUUUCUCAACAGCUAAUAGAAAAUCCACCUCGGGAUCAUGACUCAUUCCCUCUCAACACAACCGGACAGUCAUCCCAUUCUUUUGGUCCUAGGCCUGAAGUCCACCCACCACCAAACCAUUCUUUAAGUUCUCAGGGAGCACCCUUUGCUGCAGGACCUCGGGAUGUUGAGCAUCAUUCACCUCUUCCCCCUCAUAUGCCUGGAAGAAUGAUGUCUUCUCUGGAAAUGCUAACAUUCCGGUUAUUGUGUCAUGAUGACAAAGUUGGUGCUGUCAUUGGAAAGGGCGGAGCAAUAAUUAAGACUCUUAAGCAAGAAACAGGCUGUGAUAUCAAAGUUGUGGAAGCUAUUCCUGAUUGUGAGGACCGCGUAAUUAUCGUAUCUAGUCCGGCGCACCCAGAUGAUAGGAUAUCACCUGCACAAGAUGCAGUUCUUCGUGUACUCGGUAGGUUAUUUAGGGCUAUGCCUGAUAGCAAGGACAAGACUAUGAUGGUUAGGCUUCUUGUAUCAUCGAAUCAAAUUGGUUGUCUCCUUGGCAAAGGUGGCGCCAUUAUAGCUGAAAUGAGGAAGUCAUCUGGGGCUCAUAUUCGAAUAUUGGGAAAGGAUCAGGUUCCAAAGUGUGCUUCCGAAGGUGAAGAAGUUGUUCAGAUUAAUGGUGAUCAUGAAACUGUUCGAGAUGCUAUUAUGCAAAUAACAUCUAGGUUGCGACAUCAUUUCUUUCGUGAUAUGUUUCCUUCUAUUAACCAUCCUUCAAAUCCCGGUUUCAUGGACCAAGGACCCCCAUUCCCUUCGUUUAUGGGAAGGAGAGAAUUUUCACCUCCGGGAUUAGGUCCUUUUCAUCAUUUUGAUGCUUUUGGUGGACCACCUCCACAUGGUGGUUUUCACCCCCAUGAUCCUCCUUUUAUGCGCAAUAUUCAUCGACCAGGCAUGCCUCCUCAUAUAUCCGAAAGAAAACCAUGGGGUCCUCAGGGAUAUUUAGGCAUGCCAGAUUUCUCUGGGCCACCCCACCGAAGAAUUUCCGGUUUUGGCGGAGGAAGCCAACCGGCUGUUAUCACAAGCACAACUAUUGAAGUUGUUGUUCCUCGUUCCCUUGUUCCUAUAAUUUACGGAGAAGAUGGCGCAUGUUUAAAACAGAUACGUCAGAUUUCUGAUGCGAAAAUUACAAUUACCGAACCCAAGCCUGCAGCAACUGAAACUGCAAUUACAAUAUCUGGAACACCCGAACAAACGCAUGCAGCUCAGUCUUUAAUACAGGCAUUUGUGAUGAGUGAGACCGAAUCUACUUGAACUAAUAAUAAGGUAAUCAUCUUCAGUUAUAUUCGAUGGUUGAUUCUACUUCAUCACUUACUACAAGUUGUGAUUACUGAUUUGAUAUCCGGUCCUUGUUCUAAAAGCUCAUUGCAUAAUCCGUUGAUCAUGCUGGUUGGACAUUGCCGGGAUUCCUAUUUAACUGUUUUCUGUGAGAAUGCCGAAUCUUAUUUGAAAAUUGGCUUAGGGAAAUGACAUUCCUUUUCAAUCUCACAUGAAGAAUUUUACUAGGUGAUCUGUUUGUACUUAUGUUCUUUGACAGUUGAGAAAGGAAACCCGAUUUUUUAUUUAACAUACCGUGAAUGCAUAAUAUAUUUUAGUAACGUUCCGGUGCA
Molecule: messenger RNA, 2558 nt
Organism: Gossypium raimondii (Peruvian cotton)
Lineage: Eukaryota; Viridiplantae; Streptophyta; Magnoliopsida; Malvales; Malvaceae
Product: KH domain-containing protein HEN4
Exons: 8
Coding region: 193-2202 (669 amino acids)
Biological process (GO): regulation of gene expression
Cellular component (GO): nucleus; cytoplasm
Molecular function (GO): mRNA binding
Source: RefSeq, a predicted model, not a curated record